Haliotis rufescens (red abalone) is the source of this 706-nucleotide messenger RNA. RefSeq lists its product as uncharacterized. The coding region runs from base 1 to 609 and encodes 202 amino acids. The transcript has 6 exons. The record is from RefSeq and is a predicted model, not a curated record. NCBI's taxonomy places the organism in Eukaryota, Metazoa, Mollusca, Gastropoda, Lepetellida, Haliotidae.
AUGUCCUUCGUAGAAGAUUGGCCCUACUACGCUUCCUUUAUCGAGUACAACCAGACGGAGUUUCUACCUAGCUCCACGAAGAAGCGGUUCCUGUUGGUGCCAGACAGUCUCCUCAUGUCCCCCCUCAAGGCGUACGCGUCCAUGAGCAGUAUGGUGGGGACGAUGCUCACAUCGGGGAUUGCCGCCUCGACCAGCAUCUGGGAUUGGUGGAAAAAGUUCUUUAACGGUUUCGGAGGCAUCGGAGGGUCCCUCCCAAGCCUGAGUGGGUCAGGGGCGUCACACAGCAUGGACAGCACCGCCUACGCCUACAUCCCCUCUGGCUGUUACGACAGCACCGUUGUCUGCAAGCUUCAUGUUGUCUUCCAUGGAUGCAAAAUGCAAAGGGAGACAAUCGGUGAUGUGUUCGCAAAGCAUGCCGGGUACAACGAAGUGGCGGAGCUCAACAACAUCAUCAUCUUGUACCCCCAGAUAAAGUCGGACAGCAUCUCCAACCCCAACGGCUGCUGGGACUGGUGGGCGUACACUGGAGCAAACUACGACACGAGGGACGGCGUGCAGAUGAAGGCCGUGAAGAACAUGAUUGACAGGGUGACAGGUGACAACCAGUGAGUGGUGUACCUAGCAGCCUGAAAUAGACAUGGUAUUCCUCGUGGCUCAUGUCUAUUCUGUUCCUGGAUUUUUGUCGUGUAAAUAAACUAAGAUUGUA